CGAGUGCAUCAGUUGAGGAGAGUGCCUCAGAGAGAAAAUGGCUGUUGUCGAGUCACUGCUGCAGUUUUCCAGCACAGGUACAUUACUGGGAGCUUUGCUGUUGCUUCUGGGUUUGUAUUUGCUUUCCUCUGGAUCCAAAUCUCAGACAGAAGGUAAAGAGCCACCGGGACCCAAACCACUGCCACUGUUUGGGAACCUCCUGAACCUUGACCUCACGAGACCCUUUGACAGCUUUUGUGAGCUCUCCAAAACCUACGGGAACAUAUUCCAAGUGUUUUUGGGUCCUAAAAAAAUGGUGGUCUUAGUUGGAUACAAAACAGUCAAAGAAGCUCUUGUGAACCAUGCUGAAGAGUUUGGCGACAGAGAUAUUGCACCUAGUUUCCGGAUAAUGAAUGACGAGAAUGGGAUCGUAUUUUCAAAUGGAAAGAACUGGAAAGAGAUGCGAUGCUUUGCUCUCAGCAACCUACGGGACCUUGGGAUGGGCAAGAGAGGAAGUGAAGUGAAAAUCAUAGAGGAAAUUCAGUAUCUCGAAGGAGAGUUUGAUAAGUUUGAAGGGAAACCCUUCGACAUGACACAGCCUGUGAACUAUGCUAUGUCAAACAUCAUCUCAUCUAUCGUGUACGGCAACAGAUUUGAAUAUACAGAUCCUCGAUUCACUGAAAUGGUCGACAGUGCAAAUGAGAACGUUUACUUUGCUGGAUCAACUUCCAUGAUGAUUUAUAAUAUAUUUCCGUGGUUGGGUCCAAUCCUAAAACAAAAAAGGAUUAUUGUAAAAAAUAUUGUGCAAAGUAGACAACAUAUGACUAAGUUGAUCAAUGGACUUCUGGAGACUCUGAAUCCCCAUGACAGCAGAGGAUUUGUCGAAUCCUUUCUCAUCCGCAAACAAAGCGAUGAGCAAUCAGGCAAGAAGGACUCAUACUUUCACCAGGACAAUCUUAUGAUGUCUGUGACAGAUCUGUUUAUUGCUGGUACUGACACCACAGGAACGACUCUGCGCUGGGGUUUGAUGUUUAUGGCCAAAUAUCCUAAUAUACAGGAUCAAGUUCAGGAGGAGAUUGACAGAGUGAUCGGUGGACGUCAGCCAGUGGUGGAAGACAGAAAGAAAUUGCCAUAUACAGAUGCUGUGAUUCAUGAAACCCAGAGACUGGCAAACAUAGUACCCUUGAAUCUCCCUCAUAUGACAAGCUGUGAUGUUACCUUAAAUGGAUACUUCAUCAAGGAGGGCACCACUGUAGUACCUCUGCUGACAUCUGUUUUGAAGGAUCCAAGCGAAUGGGAAAAACCAAACAGCUUUUACCCAGAACACUUCCUUGAUGAGAAGGGCCAGUUUGUGAAGAGAGAUGCUUUUAUGCCCUUUUCUGCAGGCCGCAGGAUGUGUCUUGGAGAGAGUUUGGCCAGGAUGGAGCUCUUCCUGUUCUUCACUUCCCUCCUUCAGAGCUACCGCUUCACAACUCCACCUGGAGUGUCUGGAGAUGAGCUGGAUCUCAAAGGAGUAGUCGGGUUGACUUUGAAUCCAUCUCCACACAAGCUGUGUGUGAUCAGACGCUCCUGAAUGAAGAAAAUAUCAGAAAAAAAACAGACACCUUCUCACCUCUAUUUAGAAGGAUUUGGGUGAUUGUUGUUUUACGUCAUCACAUUACAUUUAUAUUACAUUUAGUCAUAGCAGACGGUUUUAUCCAAAGUGACUUACACAUGAGGACAUUGAAAGCAAUCCGAAUCUACAAAAAGAGCAAUGAUAUACAAGUGCUAUAAAAAGUCUCAGUUACAGUACCUUAACACAGUACACAUAGCAAGGGGUUUUUAAAUAUAAUAAAUAAAAAGAAAACAGAUAAAAUAGAAAAAGAAUAGAGCAAGCUCAUGUUAGAGGUCUUUUUUGAUUUUGUUAAUUGUAUAAUAACUGAGAAGAAAUGAAAAUGGAUAGAAUACAAAAAUAUUAGAAAGCUACAGUAGUUAAUUUUUUUUUAAGAAACAAAGUAGCAAAGUUUUUUGGUCUAGUUGGAUAAACUG
Molecule: messenger RNA, 2007 nt
Organism: Carassius carassius (crucian carp)
Lineage: Eukaryota; Metazoa; Chordata; Actinopteri; Cypriniformes; Cyprinidae
Product: cytochrome P450 2K1-like
Exons: 9
Coding region: 38-1552 (504 amino acids)
Biological process (GO): xenobiotic metabolic process
Cellular component (GO): cytoplasm; intracellular membrane-bounded organelle
Molecular function (GO): oxidoreductase activity, acting on paired donors, with incorporation or reduction of molecular oxygen, reduced flavin or flavoprotein as one donor, and incorporation of one atom of oxygen; iron ion binding; heme binding
Source: RefSeq, a predicted model, not a curated record